Haliotis rufescens (red abalone) is the source of this 557-nucleotide messenger RNA. RefSeq lists its product as uncharacterized. The transcript has 6 exons. NCBI's taxonomy places the organism in Eukaryota, Metazoa, Mollusca, Gastropoda, Lepetellida, Haliotidae. The record is from RefSeq and is a predicted model, not a curated record. Bases 165 to 482 code for a protein of 105 amino acids.
UGUCUCAUGAAGUCACCGUGUCACCUCGAGAAGGAGGCGGUCCUGCGUUCUGGGAGCGGCGGUCUGACGUUGUAAACAUCUAGGUCUGGGAUUGUUGAUAAUAAAACAUAUAAACACACACACACAGUCAGACCGUCAGCAAUUCUUGAAACAAGUUGUCGACCAUGUACACCUGUGUGGCUGUCGCUGUCGUCGCCGUUAUCGUCGUCCUCGUGAACGGAGCGCCUUUAAAUAAUGGUUUACCUGCUGGCGAGGUUGACCAGAUGCGGAAGCCGCGUCCCACUGCCGACAAUGUGAUUGGUCACUACCCUAUCAAGAUGAUCCUUGACCUGCUGAAUGUUGACCACGCUGGCCUCGCUCCGUAUCUAAGGAGGGCUCGAAAGGACAGAAAACAGGAAAUUGGAAACGAACUCCUUAAAUUACAGUUGCAAGCCCUCCUGUAUGAAGAAAUUUCACAAUUUCCGAUCAAAAUGCACCUUUAAGACAUAUUAAAGGAGCGAGCCUUGGGAGAGGGAGUGCAUGGACAAGCCUAAUCGCAAUACAUCUGUGACAUGGAA